AGGAUCGUUGUCGUUCUUCCUCUCCAGGCCCGUGCACCCGGCUAAAGUUGGGCGGCGUUCCAUACCGUAUAAGGUUUUGCAGAUUCCAAUCUCACGUGGAAUUAGGGUCUCCAAGAACCAUUCCCGGUUGUCAAUUCGCAUGAUUUGUACAUAAUCGCUGAGAACAUUGAAAGGCCGAUAGAGAUUCGAAGGGGCUUACAGUGAAAUUAAGAGGGAUGCAGUCUAGAUUUCGUAGUCCCAGGGAGGGAUUCCGGUCUGGCCCGUCGGCGACCUCCGGCGGUCGGAUCUCGUCCUACGGCCGCGAUCUCGAUCGAGGCCCGCCAAACCAGCACCCUUUACCACGCAAGAUCGACAUCCUCAUGGAAGCUGGCCGUCUCGCCGCGGAGUAUUUGGUUUCGAGGGGCGUAAUCCCGCCGGAGCUCAUUGUAAGGAAGUUUCCCAAUGGAAGCCCUCCUGGAUUCGAGCGCCAGGCCAGAGAAAUCCCGCCGCUACCGGAGUUCAGGACUUCUGCACUGGCGCGGCUUGGUCAAAGGUUCGAUGAUGAGGGGCGCUUUGAUUACAGGCGGCGGGAGAAGUCGAGGAAGAGACCCGGGCCUUAUAGCAGAGUGUACGACUCUGAUUGGAGUAGAGAGAAUGGUAAAUCUAGAAAUUGGACGGACAGGGGAAGAGGCUACUCUGAUCUAACUGAAGAAGAUGGUGAGUUCCCUCCUGAGUUCAUUAGGAUUCGGAGGAAAGGUUAUGUUGAGCUCAAGAGUAGCGUCUCGAGAGUUUCGGCUGAUGAGCAACCCACAAAGAGUGAGUCGGCUUCGGAGAAGGAGAACUAUGAGUUGGUUGAUGAUACUUGGUCGAAGGCAAGUUCAUCUAGUACCAAGAAGGAUCAGCAGCCUGAGGCUGAUGAGGGUUCAAGCAAGGUUGUUGAUGAAGUUAGGGUUUCAAGCUCGGAAAUCACUGAGGAGGUAAAGAGUGAAAUAAAUGAUGAGCCUGAGAAGAAAGAGUCCAUGGAGGAAUAUAUGGAUAGCAAACCUUGUGAAGAGGAAGGUGAUGUAGUUAUGAACGACUGCAAGGAUCUGUUGAAACUAUGCAGCUUCACAAAAGUGCCCACCAGACCACGAUCAUCACUUGCAAAUAAGAGUCCAAAGGUUUAUCUUGACGCUGAUGCAGAGAUGAGUGAUGCCCUAGAUGAUGCUGGUGAGAGCGAGUGCAAGGAGUUGAAUUGUGAUGACGUUGGUAGCUCUGAAAUGCAGACUCCUGAGAAUCAUAGCCAUCAAUCCGAUAAAUCCUUGGAAGAAGCUGCAGACUCGCAGCAUGAAUUGUUUGAGAGCCCUCUUGAUUCAGCAAUUUGUACUGAAUCAUUGAAUGGGAAUCCGGAUGCUGGCUUUGACAAUGAUACUGAUGAUGUCAAGACGAAAGGUAACCCAUGCCUAUCCCUGGUACCAGAGACGAUUGGGGACCCGGAAUCCACGCUUCUUGAUGGGAAAGACACCCAGGAUGAAGAAAUGGUUCAAGAAGCUAAUGGAAAGAGUUUGGACUCUACUGAUUUUUCUCCAAAGGCUAAAAGAGAAUCUGUUGUAAUGUUAGAAGAAGAGAUUCGGCCUGAAACUUCUGCAUCAUUUAAAAUAUGUGAUCUCAACCUAACUGGAAGUCCUGAGUUGAGUGAGAUUCCUGGAGGUCCUUCUAUGGACCAUGUCCCUUCUGCCCCUAGAACUGAGAUGAAUAAUGGAGUCUCAGCAGAUUUAAGCAUGUCGAUGAGAAAUGCUGUCAAUGCUUGUAACAGUAGCCAAAUAUCUGGCCCUAACAAAGUAAUUCCAGUAAUUGACCUUGAGGAAGACUCCCAUGCAGAAGUCCAUACCUUUGAUUCUGCUAAGCACAACAGGGGUGAUAUUUCAUAUCAAGGCCUUGAAAAUGUCUUAAAUCAGGCAACACAUACAGAUGAUCUUUCCAGUAUUCAGGAUGGUUACAGCCUCGAGUUUCCUGAGUUUCUAGGAACUGAUAUGUCGGAUUGUCCAUCAGCUCAAGGGGACCUCAAUGAUAUGCAGCCUGGAAUGGGCCUUCAUGGUGCUGAGGCGCAUGGUUCUCUUCUUCCUUCAGGGUUAUCCUGGUGUAGAUGACCACAUUUACGUUUCUCUUGACGAAUUGCCAAUAGGCUUUAUGGGGGUUUGGGACCAGCCAUCUCAGGAUUAUGGGAAGUUCUUUUGAGCUACAAAUACUUGUCAGGAUCAUGUAUUCGAUUUGGAAGUUGCAGAACGUCCAGCAUUGGGCUGUAUCCAGUCAAAGACAUGUUAUGUAAUCACAAGUAGCUUCUUGUUACAGAAGAUGUUAUAUUAGUCACAUCUUCAUUAUCAAUAACCAUAUGAUGACAUGUGGAUCGUUGUGUUUUGUAUUAGUUAUCGGCUUGAUUUCUUGACUUUUUUGUCCACUUCUAGAGAUGGCUGUGAAUUGGUCUAUGAGACCUCUUUUCCUGUUGUAAAACUAACUUUGUAAAUAAAUGGUUGAUAGAAAUGAUUAAAACACUAAUGCCCAUCGAUCCCACUUGAACU
Molecule: messenger RNA, 2537 nt
Organism: Dendrobium catenatum
Lineage: Eukaryota; Viridiplantae; Streptophyta; Magnoliopsida; Asparagales; Orchidaceae
Exons: 4
Coding region: 216-2108 (630 amino acids)
Source: RefSeq, a predicted model, not a curated record